Molecule: messenger RNA, 3454 nt
Organism: Perca flavescens (yellow perch)
Lineage: Eukaryota; Metazoa; Chordata; Actinopteri; Perciformes; Percidae
Gene: ggt5b
Product: gamma-glutamyltransferase 5b
Exons: 12
Coding region: 186-1865 (559 amino acids)
Biological process (GO): glutathione catabolic process; inflammatory response; leukotriene D4 biosynthetic process
Cellular component (GO): plasma membrane
Molecular function (GO): glutathione gamma-glutamate hydrolase; leukotriene-C(4) hydrolase activity
Source: RefSeq, a predicted model, not a curated record
UGUGGUCAUUGUAAUGAUGCUGUGAAACUCCCUCUGCUCUUCGGUUUCACUUCAGAAGCCCGUUGGUGGAGCGGAGAGGUAGACCCAUGUUCAGGAUUAGGUAGUGUUCAUAGAGCGUGUGUUCGCACUGAGCGGCAGCAGCAACAGUUCCCCUUCAACACAAACUUUCCUCCGCAGAAAGUUCAAUGGCUAAAUAUAAGCCGUGGCUGGUGUGCUGCUUCAUCUUGGCUGGUUUAAUUUGCGCGGUUGCUCUCGUCUGCCUGUGCAUCGUCUCACUGGUGGGCAGAGAGUGUCCCAGCGGCAGCUUCAUGCAUGCGGCUGUGUCUGCAGACUCGCGACGUUGCUCCGAGAUUGGCAAGAGCAUGCUACAGCAGGGGGGGUCAGCAGUAGAUGGCGCCAUUGCAGCUCUUCUGUGCACAUCCGUGGUCAAUCCUCAGAGCAUGGGGAUUGGAGGAGGAUCUAUAUUCACCAUAAGAAAUAAAACAGGCAAUGUUAAAGUCUACAACUUCAGAGAGACCGUCCCACAGUCUUUUAAAACCAACCUGCUAAAUGACUGCCCCACCACAGUGAGACUGACCACAGGCAGCCAGUGGAUUGGCAUUCCUGGAGAGCUGCGGGGCUAUGAGGCAGUUCACAAACAGUAUGGGAAGCUGCCUUGGGCAAAGCUGUUCGAGCCAACAAUUAAAAUGGCCAGUGAAGGCAUCCCUCUGCCGGCAUUUCUGGAAAAUGUUCUGAACUCCUCCAUUGUGAAAAAUCACUUGGAAAAUUCAUCCAUCUGGGAAGUUUUCUGCAACAAAAACAAAACUGUUCUGAGGAAAGGAGACAUCCUGAAGUUUCCUAAACUUGCAGAAACCAUGAAAACAAUUGCAGAGCAAGGGGCAGAUGCCUUCUACACUGGCAAGAUAGGACGUGACUUAAUCCAAGACAUAGAAGCUGCAGGUGGGACUUUGAAAAUGGAGGAUCUACAGUCCUUUCGGGUGCGGGUGGAGGAUGCAUGGACCGUUCCUUUGGGAAAUACUCAGAUGCACAUCCCUCCACCACCUGCCGGGGGGGCCCUGCUCGCCUUCAUUCUCAGGCUGAUGAAAGGGUUCCCCUUGACUCCAAACUCCUUGGAUGGUGACCAGACAAUUCAGAUGUACCAUCAUUAUAUAGAGGCAGCUAAAUUUGCAAACGGACAAAGGAGAAGCAUCAGUGACCCUCUCUUUAAUAACAAAAAGAGUGCAGAUCAUUUGAUUGAUGCCUCCUUCAUUAAUCGCAUCAGGGACAUGAUCUUUUCAAACGGUACCCAUGACAACUCCUAUUACUACAAUGCCAAGCCCUCACGUGAUCACGUUGGGACGACACAUGUGUCUGUCCUGGAUGAAGAUGGACUGGCUGUCGCUGCCACGAGCACCAUAAACCAAUUAUUUGGAGGAGGCAUUUACUCCAAACAAACAGGCAUCAUCCUCAACAAUGAGCUGACUGACUUUUGUGGGAGAGCAGACACAGUGAGGGCAGGUGAACAGCCUCCUUCCUCAAUGACUCCAGUAAUACUGGAGUCAAAGUCUGGAGGACUCCUUGUGAUUGGUGGAUCAGGAGGAAGCAUGAUUACCUCGGCAGUGGCCUUGUCUAUAAUGAAUCGCUUGUGGCUGGGGAUGAAUCUGAAAGAUGCCAUUGCAGAGCCAAUAGUGUUUGUUAAUUCCAAUAACAUUGUGAAUUUUGAGAAAGGUUUUAACAAGUCUGUGAUAGAUGGCCUCAGAGCUCUUGGACACAAACCUGGGAACUGGAAAUACUUCAUGAAUGUAGUCAAUGCUGUGGAAAAGGAGAAUGGAUGCAUUGUGGCCGUAUCGGAUAGAAGGAAGAUGGGGGUGUCAGCUGGAUACUAACCACAUAGACCAUGAGGGUGCACCAACUUCCCACUCAAAUCUUCCCUAAAGACUGACUGAACCUGUAGCCUUAAGAACAAUGAAUGUGCCAACAACUAAUUGUGAGCAUUUUGGUGCUCAGGCUCUUUCCUGGUGUUAGCAGAUCAAGAAACUACAAAACUUAAAGGAUAAUUCCAGUUUACUAUAAUUCUUAUCUUAUUUUCGUAUGUAUGUAUCUGUUAGACAACAUUGUACCCACCAUAAAAAUUGCAGAGUUCUUGGAAAUUGGCAAAAUGGCUCAAAAGAAGUCAGAUGGGGCAAGAAACAUAAGCAAUCAUAUUAUCAGAUUAUCUAAACCACUUUAUUUGGAGGUAAACUGAAAGUAGAAGUUUUCAUCUAAAUGUAGGAAAUUAAUGCAAUGUGAUAUUCUGACCCUUUUUAAAGUCCGGCGUAUUUCCCUGCUGAGUGCAAGAGAAAUACACUAGGGUCAUAGUUGUACCUAGAAGUUGGUCUCUUAACUUUUAGAGGCAGACUUUUAACUGCAUCUUCAUCACCAAAUGCAGCUUGCUCAGUUGUCAUGACAAUUCAAAUCUCUGAAAAAGCUAAUAAGUGGACCAUGAAGAAAAUAUGGGUAUUAUGUCACAUUGGCCAACAUAGUUGGCCAAGUACAUUUGCAUAACCAUGGGGACUGUUUAAAAACUAUUUUAUUGUCUGACUUCUUAGGUUUCUUAUCCUGUCAGUCUUCUUUUUGGUGAUGUUGCCAUGUUCCCAGAUCUCAGCAAUUAACUUGGUGAUUGUGACCAACAGAAAUUAUGGGAAAUAACUAUGAAAAUUAGAUCCAAGUUGUAAUAAACCAGCCUUAUCCUUUGAGCUGAUCAGAAUGUUCGAUAUAUAUGCAUUUUCAAUCCAGCCAGUCCUCACACACACACACACACACACACACACACACACACACACACACACACACACACACACACACACACACACACAGAUGUCAUACCACUUGUUGUAUACUAAUGCACAGUGAGCACACCAUGAUGCUGCUACUCUUACAGUACUGCUGAGAUCUGCCUAAUGUGCUGUAGAUUACACACUCCUGACCAAAGUGGAUAUUUGUAGCAGCAAGCCAUAAAGGCAAAUCUACUGGAGUCCAACAAAUCAAAACCAAGCCCUCUGUGAUACUGUAUCAAGUUUAUUAAUAUCAAUGAAUGUUUUAUUUUCUGACUGAUUUUUGUGAUUCUGUGUAGAACUGUUAAUUGUAGAUGAGCCAUGUAACACUUUUAAAGUGACAUCCUGACUGACAUAUAAGUUGAAGUUGAGUCAGCUGCCCAAACAGGGAACUUUUACUGUGACUUUACAAAUGUUACUGUAUGUGAAACAACCCUAUUCAUGUCCCUGAGCAUAUUGUGAUUUUUUUGAAAGAUUAAGGAAAUGCUGUAGAAUUUCAUUUAAAAAAAAUUUUAUAUAAAAAAAACCUUAAUUCACAAUGAACACAAUUAUCUAAGUGUAUUUUCACACAACCGGCAUGUCAUUUAGUAUUUUCUCUGUUUAAUAUGUCAAAAUGUUUUGUAAAAUAGUUACACAUUUUUACAACUAUUAACUGUGAAUAU